AUGGCUUCCCAACUUAUGGCUUUUGUUCUCCGUGACUUGCAAGAGCCCAGCAACUCCACUGUGCCUCCAAAUUUCCCAACCAUCACCGAUGCAGAGGCACAAUACGGGUACAUGCCAUCGGAGGCCAUCGCCAUCCUCUUCAUCGCGCUCUUUGGUAUCAGCACGAUCCUACACGCGGGUCAAGCACUAUAUUUCCGCACCUGGUUCCUCCUGCCUACUGCCGCGUUGUGUGGUAUUGGUGAGAUCAUUGGCUGGGGCGGGAGACUGUGGAGCGCUAUAUCGCCCAACGCUGAUACGCCAUUCAAAAUGCAAAUCUCGGCGACCAUCAUCUCACCGACACCGCUCUUGGCUGCAAGCUUUAUCAUCUUUUCGCGUGUUAUACGGCAGCUAGGCCCUGGGUAUUCAUUACUCCCAGCACGUUGGUAUGCGUGGAUAUUCGUGACCUGUGACAUUGUCGCAUUGCUCGUUCAAGGUGUCGGAGGAGGGAUAGCUUCAGCAGCUGCGACUCUCGACGGCGCAAACCAAGGCGCAGACAUCAUGCUUGGUGGUAUUGCCUUCCAAUUCGCUGUCGUGAUUCUCUUUUCAAUCCUUGUCUGCGACUUCCUCCUGCGCUACCUGCGUGAUACCCCUUGGCGAGAAAGCCCGAAAUCGUCCUCCACCUCACUCCCAACGACUAUGCGCGGGCCACUUAUUCCCCGGACCAAAAUCAUCCUCUCCGCGCUCGCAUUUUCGACGGUGGUGCUCUUCAUCCGGUCCGUCUAUCGUUUGAUUGAGCUUGCGGGCGGCUGGGAGGGGCGCAUCAUCCACACGCAAGUCUACUUCAAUGUCCUGGACGGAGGCAUGAUUGUCCUCGCCAUCUUUACGUGGAACUUCGUCCACCCCGGGGUGUUCUUAGCGCCCCCGCAAGCUGUGCUACACUUCGAGGAAGUGAAGCGCACGCGCAGUCGAGAAACGGAUUCGCCAGCUAAUUUACAUCUUGCCUUUCCCCUCCAUGUCAGCCCACGCAAGUACAGGUCCCACCCGCAUUUGCACACAGGAGACCACUACCGACCCGACUAUGGCAUACUGGGACUAUCCGUAAACCGGAGCUCGCUCGUCAGGGCGCCGAAGGGACUGAUGACCUUGUUUUCGGACAGCUCAAAUGAGAUGCCGAUGAUUGACGACGACACGAUGUACCUGAGGUCGCCGCCAGUGGACGCUUUGGGGAGGAUAUAA
Molecule: messenger RNA, 1215 nt
Organism: Mycena indigotica
Lineage: Eukaryota; Fungi; Basidiomycota; Agaricomycetes; Agaricales; Mycenaceae
Exons: 9
Coding region: 1-1215 (404 amino acids)
Cellular component (GO): fungal-type vacuole; plasma membrane
Source: RefSeq, a predicted model, not a curated record